Messenger RNA from Etheostoma spectabile (orangethroat darter), 6781 nucleotides. RefSeq names its product potassium intermediate/small conductance calcium-activated channel, subfamily N, member 1a (gene kcnn1a). The record is from RefSeq and is a predicted model, not a curated record. The transcript is spliced from 10 exons. Gene Ontology annotation, biological process: potassium ion transport. The coding region runs from base 243 to 3188 and encodes 981 amino acids. Gene Ontology annotation, molecular function: small conductance calcium-activated potassium channel activity; calmodulin binding. Gene Ontology annotation, cellular component: membrane. NCBI's taxonomy places the organism in Eukaryota, Metazoa, Chordata, Actinopteri, Perciformes, Percidae.
GUAAUAUCUCAGCAGCCUUCAGGAGUAAUCGAUCCGCUGCAACCUGUGCGCAUAGCAGGCAAUGGACCGGUAUUCAGGCGAAGGCGGUGUUUUGGCUGUACAGUGACGUUUUAAGGCAGGUCUUGGUCAAACCUACCAAUGAUACAAGUCGGUUCUAUUCUGCUGGGACUGAUCGCAAUGAACGGGUGCCGGAGCUCUGCACGGCAAAGGAGCAACCACAGCGAGACGAGUCGAUCAAGGGGAUGCGGCAUCGGUACGCGGGAGCUGUCCAUCAGCACCAAACCCCCGACGAAAAGCAAGCGAGCAGCAAGCAGAGCCCAGACCCAGUCGCUCCUGUUUUCAGCCUGCCGCCCCCGCCCUCUUCUCACCACCGAGACCGCACUUCGAGCACCGCCGCGCACCGCCAGAGCCUCCAGGAGCUUCCCUGUCUGAGCCAGCCCUACCGGAGACCUGUUCACAGCGGCGACCCUUUACCUCUGGCGAGCUACGACACCGCCCAGCAACCUGCACACCGAGGCACUGAACCCAGCACCGGGCAGCAGGAUCCCUGGGCCCCGGCCGGCUCUCAGCAGCAGCCGCCGCAGUCGGAGAACCAGCCUGUUUUUCCAAGCUGCCACUGCAGUUUUUCCGAGCAGGAGGCGAGCCUUUCUCAAAACCAUCACUAUCCUGCCGAUCCUCUCCCACCGCAGCCCUCCCCACCUUUUCCGCCGCCUAUACCGCCGCCACCAACGUCGUCUUCCUCCUCUCUGCUUUUUUCCCAGGGAUCUAAGAGGGGGGAUCGGCUGCGAAGGAGUGCCAAUAAUUACCAACAGGCAAGCAUCGUGGAACGCUGCAGGGGAGGAGGAGGAGCAGGAGGGCACCGAGACCAAAGGCAGCUGUUGCAGCAGCAGCAGCAGCAGCAGCAGCAGCAGCAGCAGCAGCAGCAGCACAGUCAUUUAAGACUCCAACAGAGGGACCCCUCCCCUGAAGGAACCCGUGCAAACUCGCAGAAAGGGCGCUCUUUAAAUGUAUGUGAGUCAACCGAGGCUAACAGGAGAGCAUUUGAGUCUCAGACUCAGGACCUGCAGCAGCAACAGAUCCCACAAUUACGAGCGCAGCAACAGCUACUGGUGGGGAGCAGCUUGCCGAUCAACUACUGCGCCAGCGGCUCAGGAGAGCUAUGUAGGACUCAGCAGGCUCCACUGCUGCAACAGCAAGGCGCACCGGGGCUCUGUCCCCAGCGUCCGCAGCACUGUGAACAAGAGCGCAAUAAGUCUGGGAGGAUCACCGCGCCAGGCGACUCCCGCGUAACCCCCCCGGCAACCCAGCAGGCGUACGCGGGGAACUCGUCUGCGACUGGCAGCAACAGCAGCAAAGACAGCCCCAACUACGGCUCGAGCUAUCACCUGUGGCCCGAGAGCCCGCAUAAAGGAGAGGAGAGGAUACGCAUCGACCUCCAUAAGGCCACUACUGAGCAGAAGAAGCUGAGCCAUGCUGGAUCCAAGCCCUCCCUCUCUGAGAGCAGUGGCCGACUCCCUCAGAUAGCCAUGAACACCUGCAAGUACAAUGGCGGAGUGGUGAGACCACUAGUGGGCAGCCUGGCGUCCUCGUCGCGCCGCAACCUCGCAGAGCUCGACUCGGAGACGCAGCCCUUGCAGACGCUGCACAGCUCUGGCCUGGAGGUGGUGGUGUCGAAGGGCAACGGCGGCGAAGACCCCAGCAAGGCGUCCAAUGAGAGCUUGGUCAGGGAGGGCAGCGGGCACAGCGGAGGCAGGGCGCCGCAGAAGAAGAACAGGGACAUUGGCUACAGGCUCGGCCACCGGCGGGCGCUGUUUGAGAAGCGGAAGCGGCUCAGCGACUACGCACUCAUCUUCGGGAUGUUUGGGAUUGUUGUCAUGGUGACAGAGACGGAACUGUCAUGGGGGGUUUACACUAAGGAAUCUUCAUACUCAUUUGCACUGAAAUGCCUUAUCAGCCUUUCCACUGUUAUAUUGCUUGGUCUUAUAAUAAUGUACCAUGCCAGGGAAAUCCAGCUGUUUAUGGUCGACAAUGGUGCGGACGAUUGGAGGAUAGCCAUGACGUAUGAGCGGAUCUUCUUUAUCGUGCUGGAGCUGCUGGUGUGUGCUAUCCAUCCCAUCCCGGGCCAGUACGUCUUCACCUGGACGGCGCGGCUGGCCUUCACCUACACACCGUCGGUGGCCGAUGCUGACGUGGACAUUAUCCUCUCCAUUCCCAUGUUCCUGAGACUCUACCUGAUAGGCAGAGUCAUGUUACUCCACAGCAAGCUGUUCACAGACGCUUCGUCUCGCAGCAUCGGCGCCCUCAACAAGAUCAACUUCAACACACGCUUUGUCAUGAAGACCCUCAUGACCAUCUGUCCAGGAACUGUUCUGCUGGUGUUCAGUAUAUCAUCCUGGAUCAUUGCUGCAUGGACUGUGCGUGUCUGUGAGAGGUAUCAUGACAAACAGGAAGUGACCAGUAACUUCCUGGGAGCUAUGUGGCUAAUUUCGAUUACCUUCCUCUCCAUUGGCUACGGGGACAUGGUACCACACACAUACUGUGGGAAAGGUGUGUGUCUGCUUACAGGGAUUAUGGGAGCUGGUUGCACUGCACUGGUGGUUGCAGUGGUAGCCAGGAAGCUGGAGCUGACCAAGGCUGAGAAACAUGUCCACAAUUUCAUGAUGGACACACAACUCUGCAAACGAGUAAAGAACACAGCUGCCAAUGUACUCAGGGAAACAUGGCUCAUCUACAAACACACUAAGUUGGUCAAGAAGAUCGAUCACGCCAAGGUGCGGAAACACCAGCGCAAGUUUCUCCAAGCCAUUCACCAAGCUCAGAAUGUAAAGAUGGAGCAGAGGAAACUCAAUGAUCAGGCCAACACCUUGGUGGACCUGGCUAAGACCCAGAAUGUGAUGUAUGACCUGGUGUCAGAGCUGCAGGAGCGCAGCGAGGAGUUGGACAAGCGCAUCGGCACAUUGGAGGACAAGCUGGACUUGGUGACGGGCAGCCUGCAGGCGCUGCCCUGCCUCAUCUCCCAAGCCAUAACCCAGCAGCAGCAGGACUUCCUGGACGGCUUUGUUCACCGCUUUCGACCCGCCUCACUAGCCUCCGAGCGCUCUGAACGUUCUGAGCGAUCCUGGACUUCCACCGCCCGUAGGCGGCGCUCUCCCUCCACAGCCCCACACACCUCCUCCGAUAGCGGAUAACGUUGACAGACCUUCUGCAAUCGCCUUCAAGCGCCACCUUUCCACAAACCCACUUGUCGCCUCGUUCUGUCCUAUCCAAAGCUGCCCCCUCUAUCCGCUGGCGAGUCCAUGUCUGGACUAAUAAUGAACCCAUAUCCUGACCCCCUGACCCGAUCCUUGCCCUUCUUCUCUCCCUCCCUGCCACCCAUCCCCCUCUCCCGUUGCUCCCCACCCAACACCAAAUCCAAAAACCAAUUCCUCUGUGACUGAGAGUCUCAGCACAGGACUGGAUCAGAGCUACUCCAAAAGAACAAAGCAAAAGCAAACAAAGACUCAAAUCAAGACAAAAACAAAUGCAUCCAAAAAAAAGUAAAAGAGAAAAACAUUUAAAAUGACUGAAAAACCGAGAUAAAGUAGAGAUAUGGUUUAUGUUUUAGCCAUUGUAUGGCUGUUCAAGUUAGCUUUUUUGUAAAAGCCCUUGUAUAGUUAAAAAAUGACUGAGUUCAGGGUCGCUGGGGUGAGAGCUGGCUAUCACACCGGAGAGUCCUUAACCACGAGGGGGGAAGUUGGUCUGUGGAGCUGAGGGUCUCGCUCAACUGAUGGCCCUUCCGAGGCCAUGGAGGACAUUUGUCCACCCAUCCGUCCGUCUAUCUGUUUGUCCGGUGAGGAGAGCGGGACAAACCAUUGGAUUUCCCUUUCAAAAGACUAGUGUCAUGGAUUCUUUCCCGUAGGUUAAGCUGAAAGCUUUAGACAAGGCUUCAAAAGCUCUGACUCCUGGUCAGUGUUUAAAAAUGCACUUAAGGGGGAGGGGAAACUGUCACUCAUGAGAAGAGCAAAGGGAAUGCAUUACUACUGGGUAGGAAAAAUUUACACAGUUGCCAACUUCAAGGUUUCAGCUUCCUUGUUCUUACCAAGGGAAAAUGAGAGCGACUAUCUUUUUUAGUUACAUAUUGACAUGUGAUUUUUCAGUGCCUGAAUGUAUAAAUAGUAGAGGGUUAUUUAAUUACUAAUUUCAGAGCUUUUUUACGAUGUUAACAGUCUGAAUACAGCAUUGCAUUCCUUUUUCAGAUACAUUCCUCUCCAAAAAUUUAAAGAAAAUGUCUUAAUGUAAUGCAUAACAUUGCCUCCAUUACACAGCAACUCUAAAUGUUUUGAAAACCUUUUUUUUUUUCCUUUCUAUUUCUACUAACACAGCGAGAAAUGAAAAAGUUCAGAGUAAGCGAAAGUGAGACGGACUGAGAGAAUAUUUGUGUGUGUGUUUGUCGGAGAACGAGUUCACUUUUAGCUCAAUGCUGCACGCAUCAUACACACAACAGUGAAACAUGUCGUAGUCUACCUUUCUCAGCACCACUAAUUAGAGCUUCCUGUGGUCCUCAGAUGAUGGCACGGCCCGAGGUCUCACACACGUCACUGGUCAAACUGAGAAACAAACUCUGCCCCUACGCAUGGUUCAGUGCAAAAAUGACAAUAGAACACAAUCUUCCUUGGAUAACUUGAUUUUACACGAUUUACAUGAUUUUGAUUUUAUUAUGUUUACUUUGGUUUGGUUGUUUUUUUUCUUAAAAAACGUAGGGUUUUUAAGAAUUGCAGAAGCUAGAGAUUUUCAGUAAUAGGAACCUGCAAUGCAUUCCCUGUUUAAAAUAUGAGUUGAAGAAAAAUCGUAAUUACAGAAGAAAGGAUACAAAUAAAAGUAAUGAACAAACUUUGAGGAAUGGGUCCCUCUGCAAAUUUAAAAGUUUUUUGGGGAAUACAAUUAUUCAUUUUCUAGCCGAGUGUUUCGAUGAGACCAUUGAUACCACUCUUGUACGGUAAUGAUGAAGCUACUGCAGCUAGUUAGCUUAGCUUAGCUUAGUGUAAACACUGGAAACAUUGGGAACAGCUAGCAUAGUUCAGUCUAAAAUGAACACAUAUCUUGGUCGUUUAAUCCGUACAAAAACUGAAAUGUAAAUAGUGUAGUCACUUCCUGGAGUCUCCGCUGGUUGCCUGGCAAACUCAUAUUGACAACACAGCUCCAGGAAAUGGGUCAUAAGACCACAACUUGUCUUUUAUACACUUUGGGGUUUUGUACAGAUCAAACAAUUGUAAUAUAGCGUGUUAAUUAGUGAGCUGUGGAGAUGCUUGUAAGUGGAUUUUUAUUACCUACGCAUAUACAGCAGAACCAGGCUAGCUUUUUGCUAAGCUAAGCCAAUGGGCUGCUAGCGGUAGCUUAAUAUUUACCGUACAGACAUGAGAGCAACAAGCCCUCCAAACCACAUGACAACAUAGCUUGUUUGUGAAUAAUUUAUUCAUUAAUAUGACCCACAUGAGCGUUUCAUAAAUUAGCGCCCCUAGCAGUGGCAGGAAAUACGAUCCACAGGGAGUUUACUGUCCUCAUAUCUAAACUCGAAAACGUAUAUGCCAACGGUAAGUUUUAAACGUGUUGUUAACGUUGUGAAACAGUCACAGUUUGGUUAGGUUUCAGCACAAAAAAAAAUAUAUGUCACUUCACUUCAAGUCAUGUAGAACGUGACGUAGUUCCAUGAAGUUAAAGAAAAUAUUGCCAUUAACUUUCUGCCACAACCUUACAUGGAAUUUGGGGCAUUUAUACUUAUCUUACUUCCUGCUUUGCUCUUGCUAUAAUAACUACAACCACUCGGGGGCGCCAUGAAUAUGAGUCAUAAUUGCUGCUUGAACAAACGACUUAUGUGGGCGUUUUUUGGGGGAGGACAGUCUCCAGGAGAGUGGUAUCAAUCUCAUCAAACUCAAAGCAACAAAGGGAAUAAUCGUAUUUCUUAAAAUGUCAAACUAUUCAUUUAACAUUACAGUAUCAUGCCUCUGUUUUGUCUUUUUAAAAGACGUGCAACACAUUCACUACGAUGAAGAUGAAAUUUGUAAAAUGAUAAGGCAUGGUGUAUGAUGCAUCCUAGAGUUGUGAUGACUGUUCCCCAACCAAGUGGGUUAGCGGGUUAGCAUGCUGUCCUACAUAGUAGUUGAAUGGAAGAUAAUCCAAGUCUCAAAAGGACAUCCGUGCUAAGAAUCAUAUUUAUGGCCUCUUAAGCUAACAAACAAAUAGGAUCAUUAUUAUUUGCUGGAUCUUAAUUAUUUCCAAGCUGUUUUGGGCUGAAUCGGGGCAAAGUUGAAACCCUGUGAGACAGUGACAACUCCACUCUCCCACAGGCUCUGGACUGGCCCGAGAGCCCUUCAUUUAGGAACACAUUCAGUUUGCUACUACUGGAACUUAAUCAAGCAUGACUAUUAGCUUUUUUUUCCCUUUCAACUUGAGUUGAUGAAGCAUGACUCUUUACUGCCCCCACCUCCUGCCACUUACUCCUGCCACUCGUACAGUGCUACAUAGCACCAUUCCACUAGGAAGGGAUCUAUCACUACAGCCAUUCCAGUCUCUCUUUCAAUCAGUGUCGACCAAUCAUUCAGGGCGGCUAAUGGUAGUCUAUCUGCUUGAUUGCGACCUUACCUGCCUUUUAAUAUCUAAGGUUUCCACCUCUUUGUUACAUCGCAGGUUUAGCCUUGCGUUUGUCAUCUGUCAUCAUUAAGAACUUCAGUCCCCCACGCUCAAAUAGGCUUUCCACAUGGCCCGCAGCAAAGAGCUUUGAGUGGUUUGGAUGACAAAGAAAUAA